AUGUCUGCGCACGUAGAAGUUGUCUCGUCCGACUUGAGGCGAGUCAAAGUCAAAGUUUCACCCGGCACUUAUAUGAUUGAUGUCCUCAACGAGGCCACUAGAAAAUUGAAUCUUCCCAGCGACAAGUUUGAAUUAAAAUACAAGCAGAAGCUAGUUGACUUGAGUGGCCCCUACCGCACUUCUGGUUUGGGGCCGGGAGCUAAGCUCGAGCUCGUACAGAAGUCGAAGAGUGCUUCCGUCAUAUCAAUUGCGCUUGAUGUCAAUGGCAAGCGCUAUACCAAAAGACUACCCAACGACAUGACACUAUGGCAGAUACUACGCCAGUUCGAGACUGCCGAGAGAGGCCUAGUCAUCACGGGCCGCGGUGUUCCAAAAGGCGGUAACAGCGGCCAGUUGUAUUACGAGGCACCCGUUCUUAACAUUAUGGGCAGAGAAUAUUCGGCACUGGAAGACUUGCAAAAGACUCUUGCGCAAUGCGGUAUCAGUUCAGGGAGCAUAGUCAUUCGGCCAGUAUCUUACAGAUGUCGAGCCGGACAAGCCAAAGGCGAGGAAGCCAACGAGAGCACACCGGCGCCGGCGAAGCAAGAACUACCAGCUACUCCUCCGGAGGCUGAGUCCACGAGCACCAAACCGGUCACGCAAGAACUAACGGAGCCUACCACCGAUACAAAUCGUAUGGACGUCGACUCGCAGCCUGCUGCUGCUCCAGAAAACGCAUUCCUUCCUACAACUAUCUACUCCGCUCCGACUUCCUCCACUCCCGCAGCUGCGCUCACCCAUGAACCAGAUUCUGUCUACGAGCCAACCAUCGCCCACGCGCAGUCCUACCAACAACAGCUGCAGAAGAAGGCGCAGAAUACUCGGCUUAAGUCAGACGAAGAGCUCGCUGCCGACGCUGCCGCUGAGGCGGAGCGCCUAGCCAAGAUCACUAAGGUUGAGAUAAAAGUUCGCUUCCCAGACCAAACUUCAGCCGUCUGGACGGUCACCCCAGACAAGACAGGCAAGUUCCUGUACCAGGCAAUCCGCGGCAUUAUGACACAUCCGAACGAGCCGUUCAGGCUCAUGGUCCCUCAAUUUCCCAGGACAAUUACGAUUGAGGAGAAUGAUAAGAAGUUGAUUUCCACAUACAAGCUCAAGGGCCGCGAGAUGAUGAACUUGGUGUGGGAGCCCGGGGUUUCGGCAGCUGUGAAGAAGGAUCCGUUCUUGAAGGCAACGGUUGCGAGCCAGGCCAAGGAAAUCGUAGUACCUACGCUAGCGAUGGGUGAUGACAACGAGGAGGAGGAAGCGGAUACUAAAGCUGAGUCAUCGACGUCGACCGCCAACCAAGGGGCAUCGAACAAUGAGAAAAGUAGCGGACAGAGCAUGGACCCAGAAGCUGUUAAGAAGAAGCUGAGCAAGUUCCUCGGGUUGAACAAGAAAAAAUGA
Messenger RNA from Thermochaetoides thermophila DSM 1495, 1425 nucleotides. RefSeq lists its product as uncharacterized. NCBI's taxonomy places the organism in Eukaryota, Fungi, Ascomycota, Sordariomycetes, Sordariales, Chaetomiaceae. The transcript is spliced from 3 exons. The record is from RefSeq and is a predicted model, not a curated record. Bases 1 to 1425 code for a protein of 474 amino acids. Gene Ontology annotation, molecular function: protein binding.